AUGUGGCGCCACAAGGUGGUGGCGCGCUUCGGCCUAAUGCACACCAUCGCGUGCAACCUGUGCGAGUGGCUGUACGUGCUGGUGGCGGAGACGCGCCACGAGAUCAUGCACCUCAACAGCCACGCUGCGGAGCACGGAGAUGACGCCAACGACACGCACCACGAGGUGGCUCUCGAGGACUGCCGGCGCUCCAACAUCAUCGGGCUGCUGGUGCAGGACGCCAGCCCGUUCCUCUUCCCGUGCACCGUCGAGUACAGUCUGAUCUGCGCCGUGGUGCUGUACGAGAUGUGGAAGAACGUGAACAAGUCUCCGCCGGCGAGUGGGCGUGGCCAUUCCGGGCGCGACGACACGGCCGCCUCCACGCCCGCGCCCUCCGCGCCGGCCACGCGCCCGUCCUCCUCCUCCACCGGCGACGAGGACGUCGAGAACGACUCCAACGACUCCAAGGAGGACGCGCCCAACAACGAGACCAGCAUCUGCCCCGUC
Molecule: messenger RNA, 486 nt
Organism: Gryllus bimaculatus (two-spotted cricket)
Lineage: Eukaryota; Metazoa; Arthropoda; Insecta; Orthoptera; Gryllidae
Source: the annotation of a GenBank genome assembly